Molecule: messenger RNA, 327 nt
Organism: Fragaria vesca subsp. vesca
Lineage: Eukaryota; Viridiplantae; Streptophyta; Magnoliopsida; Rosales; Rosaceae
Product: AN1-type zinc finger protein 6-like
Exons: 1
Coding region: 1-327 (108 amino acids)
Molecular function (GO): DNA binding; zinc ion binding
Source: RefSeq, a predicted model, not a curated record
AUGGAGUCGCCAAGCAACAACAACUGUCCUCGACUCUGUGCAAGGGGAUGCGGUUUCUAUGGAAGUUUUGCAACCAACAGUAUGUGUUCCAAGUGCUACCGUGAUUAUCAGAAAGAAGAAGAGCUUCUUGCCAAGUUUAUUGCAGCGCCGAGCGCGGUGGCUCCGGUGGACAAAACCCUAGACGUCGACUCUGUAUCUGCUAACAAGUCGUCGUCGACUAGUACAACUAGUGAUGAUCAGCCAUCUGGUGUGACAAAUAAAAAGAACUGUUGCCAGAAUGAGAGCUGCGGUAAAAGUGACAAAACUUGCAAAACCUCACUGAAAUGA